Synchiropus splendidus (mandarinfish) is the source of this 3171-nucleotide messenger RNA. It is a transcript of the gene rac3b, whose product is annotated as Rac family small GTPase 3b. Gene Ontology annotation, molecular function: protein kinase binding; GTPase activity; GTP binding. Lineage: Eukaryota; Metazoa; Chordata; Actinopteri; Syngnathiformes; Callionymidae. Gene Ontology annotation, biological process: small GTPase-mediated signal transduction; cortical cytoskeleton organization; establishment or maintenance of cell polarity. The coding region runs from base 252 to 878 and encodes 208 amino acids. The transcript has 6 exons. The record is from RefSeq and is a predicted model, not a curated record. Gene Ontology annotation, cellular component: cytoskeleton; cell projection; cell cortex.
CCAAAAAACCCUACCCUUGCUAUCGCUAUCUUUUCAUGCGCUUGAGCAGGUGUUGUUUUAAAGCGCUUGCUCUCGCUUCCCGCCACUGUCCCUUUAACUACGCUCGGCUUUCUCCGGACUCGCUCGUCACUCCUCGCCCUCGUCCUUUCACUGCAGCUCCAUCUCUGAGCGGACCGGGCCGUUCCUCUCCUCCGACGCUGCUCCACUCACCAUUGACGGAUCCGCGACGCUCCUGACAACCUGCCGCGCAAAUGCAAGCGAUUAAAUGUGUGGUGGUCGGCGACGGGGCUGUGGGUAAGACCUGUCUGCUGAUAAGCUACACCACCAAUGCCUUCCCCGGUGAAUACAUCCCCACUGUCUUCGACAACUACUCUGCAAAUGUUAUGGUCGAUGGCAAACCGGUCAACCUGGGUCUCUGGGAUACAGCGGGACAGGAGGACUACGACAGGCUCAGACCACUGUCCUAUCCACAGACGGUACUCAAACGGCUCCAAACACACACGGCAUCUCACAAGCGCAUAGAUGAUGUGUUCUUGAUAUGCUUCUCCCUGGUCAGUCCGGCCUCCUUUGAGAACGUCAGAGCUAAGUGGUACCCAGAGGUGAGACACCACUGCCCAAACACUCCCAUCAUCCUGGUGGGUACUAAGCUGGAUCUGCGAGACGACAAGGACACAAUUGAGAGGCUGCGAGACAAGAAGUUAUCCCCCAUCACCUACCCACAGGGUCUGGCCAUGGCCAGGGAGAUCGGGGCCGUGAAGUACCUGGAGUGCUCGGCUUUGACCCAGCGAGGCCUGAAGACGGUUUUCGACGAAGCCAUCCGAGCCGUGCUCUGCCCUCCGCCGGUGAAGAAGAGAGGCAAGAGGUGCACCAUCUUCUGAAGCGGAGCCAGACGCCUAAAACACUAAACCACGUCACCAUGAACAAAAACCACUACUUCUCUGAGAAGGCGAGAGAGAAAACUAGCUUGUGAGUGUGUGCGCACCGCUGAGACGACUUUGUUUAUAUCCAUGUUUUUUCAACGCGUCAACACAAACCGAUACUUCAAUCUGAUUGUUUAAGCGCAGGUUACUAUUUGACUGUACACCAACAAAGUUGCUAUGAGGGCUGUUAAAAACGUUUCUAUUGCUCCUCUUCAUCCUUCACCGUAGUGCUUGAUCUGAUGCUGUGGUGAGUGGAUAGAAAGAGAACUGUGAAUGCGUCAUCAGGUUUUUUUUAUGUUCAUGCUGUUGAUGGGCUUUUUUUAUUCCUUCCACAAAUUCUAAUCUUAGAUCACAGCUACAACUGUCGGAAAUGAGAGCGAUCCUACAGAGCGCCGUCAGCUGCUCUGAAGCAAAAGCCAAGGGGUCAUUGAAGGCAUCGUUUCUGUUCCGUCAGAAUAGGUCUGCCUCUCUGCGUUAGGUGACGGUACGUGAACACACUGGUUGUAAAAAAAAACAAAAAAAAAAAACAAUGAGAAUUGAUCAGUCGCCCUGCUGAACACAAAGAAAACGCUCUUCCCGUGUCCCUCUGUCCUUUUUACUACCUGAGAGUCAGAUCACAGAGACUGGACAAACACGUCGUAUCCGCUAUUGAACAGAACACUUAAAAGAUUCUUAUCAAUGGGAAACAAAUGACCUGUUCUUUAAGUCUUUGUCAUCGAUCACCGUGAAAAUCUGCACUCAAUCGUGUCCAGUGUUUUCUCAGCCUUUGUGUUGUGAUUUUUUUUUUCGAGGAAGAAGUAACCACAACAUCUGAGAUCUGAGAUGUGAUUCAUACGACCAGCUAGUGGGUCAGAACAAAACAGCCUCUAAAACAUGCCCAGAGCCGACUGAACCUUUGUCAGCUUUGGUCUCUGUAAAAAGACUAACCAACAAAUAUAGUAUUUUACUAUGGUAUAAUAUAGUCCUAGCUAACAGCGGAGGGUUUGGAAGCCACUCGGAAAUGUAGUGGAAUGUGCAAAUUGCCAAGAAUUGUGACAUUUAUGUCAUUAUGUCAUGCAAAUAUAAGAUCAAGUGCGACCAGUGGGAAGUUUUAUAUCAGAAAAGUGAUGCUGACACUAUUUUCCUGCACUAUUAGGGCUUUAUAACGACGAUUAGCUAGGUUGGCCAGAGCCACCGUAGUAUAGCCACAACUAGAGGAGGGGAACUGUAAGAAGAAGAAGAAGAAAAAAACAAAAAGGAUUUCCAUUCCUUUAUUUUGUCCUCACAUAAAGAUGGGAAAAUACUAAGCUCAGUAACUGACCUGUGUCAUUAAAGAAGUGUCUUUGGGUCAGCAAACUGUGAUCAUGUGACUAUAGGAGCACGCCAAACACGCUGUACAACCUUGCUGCCUGAGCGCCACCUCCAGGGCUCCUGGAGCUUUGCAUGUUUUUUUGUUUUGUUUUGAUUUGAAUCUUCCGUCUAUGAUGCCAUUGUUUCCAUCUCAACUUUUCCUUUGUGGGAUGCCAGUGUGUGUGUGUGUGUGUGUGUGUGUGUGUGAGUGAGCGUGUCACAGGCAUGUAGACGAAUGCAGACAGGUGUGAAGAACGCGUAGAACAGACAGUGUUGUUUAGAGCAAAGUUUUCUAUUGUCAGGUUUUGGUACCGUUUCGUAUCGUCCUGCAGUUAAAGAACUUUUCAACAAUUUGUCCGCAUACGGUAGAAAAAUAUCAAUGGCACAUAGUGAUGCAUUGUAUAAUCCUUUUUAAAAAAAAAGAGCAGUUUUAUUUCUCUCUACAUGUACCUGGAUAUUUAGCGCUCAAAAGUCCUGAUAUAAUAAUUCUUAAUAAAGGUCUUGUCACUCAUGUCGACGUUAGAGGUGUUGCUAACAUAUUAAAAUACACAAGGGCCGAUCUUUUGUUUAUCAAUUACAUUGUGAGGUCGUGGGCUGCGUCGCGUGGCAAGACGCGUCCUCUCCUUCUUCUUUUUUUCUUUUAGGUUGCCAUAGCGAACUGUGGGUGGUAAAUAUUGUGUGGUCCUGGCUAGCAAAAGAGUUGAAACACAGCAGAAAUAUUUCUGUUACUAUUGCAUGGAAGUUGUUUGACCUUCUGUAAUUAUUAGGAAAAGGUGAUGAACUGCGUUGGCCAUGUAUGUAUGUAAUGUAAGAAAUACUUGUACACUUGUUCCGAUUGUCUUAUUUUCAAUGACUUUACAUGUCCUUGUGGUGGAAUAUUUCAUUUUUUUGUAAACAAAAAUACAAAUGUAUAUGUAAGCUA